AUGUAUACGAAGGAUCGUUGUCCUUACUGUAUCUGGGCGAAGAAGGAGCUUAACGAUGAUGAGAUAUUUUUCGUUGAACGGAAUCUAUCCGAUGAAGCGUCAGUCAAAGCCACUAAGCAAGGACUUGCGAAUCUAACCCAUUGCAACACAGUGCCGCAAAUAUUCGUUUGUGGAAGGUAUUUUUUUCAGAAGUUUAGGUGUAAAAGAACGAUGGAGAAGUAA
Messenger RNA from Cooperia oncophora, 222 nucleotides. The record is from the annotation of a GenBank genome assembly. NCBI's taxonomy places the organism in Eukaryota, Metazoa, Nematoda, Chromadorea, Rhabditida, Trichostrongylidae.